Molecule: messenger RNA, 1194 nt
Organism: Paraphaeosphaeria sporulosa
Lineage: Eukaryota; Fungi; Ascomycota; Dothideomycetes; Pleosporales; Didymosphaeriaceae
Exons: 5
Coding region: 1-1194 (397 amino acids)
Molecular function (GO): protein binding
Source: RefSeq, a predicted model, not a curated record
AUGUCUGCGCCCACGCCUCCCCGGCCGCCCGUGUCGCCCGACUCUGGCCCAACCGACGCCGCCCUCCCCAAGCUGCCCUCAGGCUGGAUCGCUCAAUGGGACAACACAUCGCGAAAGUAUUACUACGUGCAGAUCAGCACCGGUGUCUCGCAAUGGGACCUCCCAACUAGCGAAGCCCCUAUCGGCGGCUCCAACCACGGCACCCCCGCGCAGAACACAAACCCGUACAACAGGCCCGCCGACGGCACCCAGGGCCCGGAUGUCGGCGACGGCACAAGAGGCGUGGACGGCCCGACUGGCGACCGCGCUGGCGGCCUCGGGGGCUUCGCCAUGAACGCGCUGAUGGGCGGCAACAAGCAGAACAGCGGCCAUGGAGGCGGGUCGAACAACCUCGUUGGCCAGCUCGCAAGCGGCCUGCUAGGCGGCGGAAAGCAGUCGCACGGGGGCAGCAGCAGCGGGCACGGCGGCGGAUCAAGUGGCCUCGUCGGCCAGCUGGCGAGCGGUCUGCUUGGUGGAGGAAAGCAGAACCAUGGCAACAGUCAAUCUGGACAGUCCGGCCAUUCGAGCUCGAGCGGCGGCGGCCUUGGUGGUCUGCUCGGCGGCGUGCUGGGCGGCGGUUCGCACAACAAGCCCUCCGACAGCGGCUACGGCUACAGCCACAACGCCUCCUCGGGCAACACCUACGCCGGCAGCGCCCCGCCGACGUCCUACCAGCCCGGCGGCUCGCACGCCUCGACGCCCGCCCACAACGCGCACGCCUCCCCGCCCCCGGGCCAGUACGGAGCGCACGACCAGCACCAACAGCCCGGCGGCUACGGCCAGCACCAGUCCUCCGGCUACGGUGGCCAACAACACCAGUCCGCAUAUCCGCCCUCCAGCCAGUCCUACGGCUCCCCCGGUCCAAACCAGCACCAGCAGUCGUCCUACGGCGGGUACGGCGGCGCACCUCCGGGCCAGCAGCACGGCGCGCCUCCGUACGGCCAGCAGGCGGGGUAUGGCGGGACCGUGUAUCCCCCGCAGCAGCACGGCGCGCCGCAGGGCCAAUACGGGCACAACGCGCCGUAUGGCGGGCCGCAGAAUUACGACCAGCAUCAGCAUAAUCAGUACGGGGGUGCGCCGCAGCAGUACCCGCCACCGCCGCAGCAUGGGUAUGGCGGGCAGGGUGGACAUCAGCCGCCUGCGCCCGGGUGGUAG